Molecule: messenger RNA, 1428 nt
Organism: Mycosarcoma maydis (corn smut)
Lineage: Eukaryota; Fungi; Basidiomycota; Ustilaginomycetes; Ustilaginales
Exons: 1
Coding region: 1-1428 (475 amino acids)
Source: RefSeq, a predicted model, not a curated record
AUGAUCCAGCUGCUCACUCACGUUUUGGGCUCGUCAGACUCGGUCGCCUGGCCAAACCAUCCAACACCAGGAUCGCAGCUCGCCCCCUCUCCUUUCGCUCACCCACGCAGCAGCCCAGCUCAGACCCCAGAUCAUGCAGUCAGAUCUAUGUCGGCUUCUUCGAGGUCUGCUAUCGGAGGCACCACUAAAGCCCGAGAGAGCAAAACAGAAUUCUCGGCACUGCAACCAAUGAUCCAGGCCCUCAUAGCGCGUCUUGGAGAAGAACAUCAGCUUCCUCGCCGGCCAGUAGGCGAGAAGGAUCUCACUGUGCUCCUUCAAACGCUCAUGGAGCAGCAGCAGCAUCAGCAUCAGCGGCAACCAAAGAAAGUGGACCCGUCACCGUCCGCCGACCCCUAUGCUGAGGUCAAUUUCGGUGUUUCGCAACCAGACAGAAUGGCCCAAAUGCCGUCCGGCCAGUCACCCAAGCAAUACACUGGCGCUGAAGCUUCCUUUGAUCUCUCUGUCAGCAACACACACCAGCCACUUCACUUUGCUGACCUUGACUUCGAGGACGAAGACGAAGACGAUCCCGACUUUAAUCCUGACCUGAAUCCAGAACUGCCACUUCCUUCGGCUUGGUCGCUCGCAGUGCGAGAUGUAGUAGCCUCGGAAGAAUCUCGGGCAGCCGCUGCAGCUGCGGCAGCUGCGGCAUCACACUCUGGCACCCCUUCUGGAGCUCAGACACCGGCAGACAUACUUCCGCAAACCACCUUCCGAGCAAGCAGCUCGCACUCGAAUGGACACCUAACCAUACGUCCGUCAGACUCGGACAGAGCGGGGCGUCGCACCCCCUUUGACCCACCUUCAACACAACCAUCUCGGCGUACCUCCUUUGCGCAGCUUCCGAAUUCGACCGCUUCCACAACGUCUCCUCCUACGCAAGCAGAUCCACAAUACGCGCGGCGAUCUGCGGUGAGGCAUGCGACGCCUCCUUCCACUCUGACCAUACCAGGCGCAACUAGGCCCUCGACAGGCUCAGAGAUUCUGUUCUCGCCUCCCGGUCGACCAAUCCGUGCCUCUCGCAAGAGAGCAGGCUCUCCGAUACCCACUUCUCCAUCCAGGACUGCGCGAUUUGAGAUGGCAGCCGCCUCAUCAGCACCUUCCCAGGAGGAGCCGGCUGCGGAGCCGAGCGCACCACGCAAGAGAGGACGGAAGCCUUUUCUUCAGCCAGGCGAAGCACAGCGCCGUCGUUCCCAACGCAACAUCGAGUACCAGCGCAUGCGACGCCAAGAGAAGAAAGCGGAGGAAUCAGAGCAAAGCGAGGCUGUGCUCGAGCUCAAAGCCGAAGUCAAGAUGCUUCGCGCUGAACUGGAGCGAAUGCGCGACGAGAAUGCUAUGUUACGCGCGCAGCGCGAACUCGAUCGUCUUCAGCGAUCAAGUCGCAGUUGA